CGCGCUCCGGAAGGCCCGCGUCCCCGCUCUCCGCCCCCCGCCAGGCGCCGCCACCCGCCGCCCAGGCAGCCAGGCGACUCUUCCUCCGCGGGCCGCGCGGGCUAACUCAGGCCCCCGCUCCUGUGGCCCCGAGCCCCGCCGUUCGCCGGGCCUUGCAUCGCAGUCGGCGUCCAGUUCCCCCUCGGCUCGCGGCCACUUGGUCCGCGCCGCCGGCGUCCUGUGUGCCGGGCCCGCCCGCACUGCGGGGACAGGCCGGGCGCCGCCCACGCCGCGCUCCGCCGGGCGCGCAGUCUCUCUGGGAAGCGGGCGGGCUUGCGGGCGGGCGGCCAUGGCGCGGCGCGCGGGGAGGUAGCGGGGCGGCCGCGGGAGCGCACUGUCGGCCAUGGCCCGGCGGCGGCGCCGCGCCUGCAUCGCGCUGUUCCUGGUGCUGCUCUUCGCCUUCGGCACCCUCAUGGGCCUGCGCACGCUCAAGGCUCCGGACGGACUCCCGGCGCUGGGCCCGGGCCUGGAGCUGGCGCCCUUUGAGCGACGCCCAGAGGGGGCCCCCGCGCCCGCCGCCCGGGCCCCGGCGGCCCCCGCCGCUCCGCCUCCGCCGCCGCCGCCGCCCCGCACCUCGGACCCUGGCGGCUCCUCUGGGCCGGUCCCCGCCGAGGCCGAGCCCGCCCCCGGGCAGAGCCUGCGCGUCUACUCGGACCUGCACGCCUUCUACUACUCGUGGUACGGGAGCCCGCGGCGCGAGGGCCACUACAUUCACUGGGACCACGUCAUGGUGCCGCACUGGGACCCCAAGAUCUCUGCCAGCUACCCUCGCGGCCGCCACAGCCCCCCAGACGACUUGGGCUCCAGCUUCUACCCGGAGCUGGGACCCUACAGCUCCCGGGACCCCGAAGUGCUGCGGGAGCACAUGACCCAGCUCAAGGAAGCCGCCAUCGGCGUUCUGGUCCUGUCCUGGUACCCACCUGGCAUGGCUGAUGAUAACGGGGAACCCUCAGAUGACCUAGUGCCCGCCAUUCUGGACACCGCCCAUCAGUACAGCAUCCAGGUGGCCUUCCACAUCCAACCCUACAAGGGCCGGGAUGACAUCACUGUACAUGACAACAUCAAGUACAUCAUUGACACGUAUGGCUCCCAUGGUGCAUUUUACCGCUAUAAGAACAGCAUGGGCAAGAGCCUCCCACUCUUUUAUAUCUACGACUCAUACCUGACAUCCCCUGAGGCCUGGGCCCACCUUCUGACACCAAACGGGCCCCACUCGAUCCGCAACACGCCCUAUGAUGGCGUCUUCAUAGCACUGCUGGUGGAGGAGGGCCACACCCACGACAUCCUGGCCGCCGGAUUUGACGGCAUGUACACCUACUUUGCCUCCAACGGUUUCUCCUUUGGUUCUUCCCAUCAGAACUGGAAAGCUGUGAAGAACUUUUGUGAUGCCAACAACCUCAUGUUCAUCCCCAGCGUGGGGCCUGGCUACAUAGACACCAGCAUCCGGCCCUGGAACAACCACAAUACACGCAACAGGGUCAACGGCAAGUACUAUGAGACGGCCCUGCAGGCGGCCCUGACAGUGAGGCCCGAGAUCGUCUCCAUCACCUCCUUCAAUGAGUGGCACGAGGGCACCCAGAUUGAGAAGGCCAUUCCCAAGAAGACACCCACCCGCCUGUAUUUGGACUACCUGCCUCACCAGCCCAGCCUGUACCUGGAGCUGACCCGCCGCUGGGCAGAGCACUUCAUCAAAGAAAAAGAACAGUGGCUUAUGUGAGGGGCCUGUAAACAGGGGCGUGAGGUGCUGAUGUCCUUGCUUUGCUGGAAGGUGUCACCACGUGGGGUUCAGCUGAGGUUGUAAGCACUCGCUCGUUCCCAGGUCAGAGGUCAGCAGCUGGGUGCCUCUGGUUCGGCCGUCAGACCUGGGCCUGGGCAGCACAGAGCCUGUUUCUCAGGCAUGUGGUGUUGGAGUGCUCUGAGGUGAUGGGAACAGCAGAGGCUGGCAGGUGACUGGACUCAGGCCAGGGCAGCUCUGCAUCCUGGGAACACUUUCAUGUAACCCCUUCUAGUUUGGAGCUCUGCAGCGGGUUGGUAUUGUGUAGUGGCUGCCCAGUCACCGCCCUCGGAAGGGUGUCAGGGUCUGGGCUCGCAUGCACCCGGUUCCCUUCCGUCAGCCUGCGUCCUCUCCUCAGGACUCCUUCCCAGAUCAUGUCUUCUCUAAGCUAGGGAACCAUAUUUGAGACUUUCAAAAAAGGAACUUCUGGGUUCAAGCUCCUCCCAGUAGAUUCCUGGACCCAAUUAUCAGGAAAUUAUCCUGAGCACUCACAGGUUUAUUUAACACUCACUCAUCAAGCACCUUCCUAUGUGCUAGGUGCUGGGGAGAACUUGACCCAGGAACAGUUCCUGUCCUCAAGCGUACAGGACCCAGCUUUCCUGAUCUGGUGUGGCCUUGUAGCUAGUGCCUGGGCACAGUUGUUUUCCUUUUGGCAGUUUUACCUAGUGCUGGGACUUCAGUUCUUUCCUCUAAAAAAAUACCUCUGUGGUCCACAGCCUACUUUUUCCCAGAUGCAUAUUUAGCUCCAGGGAGAGGACUAAGAGGAAACCCCCUCCCUUUAGCUGCCUGAACUGACUGAGGCCCACUCACUAGAGCCAUGUUCAGUGCUACUGUGAUUUGUAGUAAUUAAAUAUGAACUGGUAUUCUCAA
This is a messenger RNA of Sapajus apella (tufted capuchin), 2683 nucleotides long. RefSeq names its product mannosidase endo-alpha like (gene MANEAL). NCBI's taxonomy places the organism in Eukaryota, Metazoa, Chordata, Mammalia, Primates, Cebidae. Gene Ontology annotation, cellular component: Golgi apparatus. Gene Ontology annotation, molecular function: alpha-mannosidase activity. The coding region runs from base 383 to 1756 and encodes 457 amino acids. The record is from RefSeq and is a predicted model, not a curated record. The transcript has 4 exons.